GUCGCUCGUUCAGCCUUGCUAUUUCUGCUCCUUUUGUCUACAAACGCUCCCACCGCCGCGGACGAGGCCCUCCACACCACCACGCAAACUUCACAGCGCUGAGCUCAAUGGGCGCCAAAUGAGCAGCUCCGCCCGUAGCCGCAGCGUCGCUCCGCACUCGACCGGCGAUACGCAGUACAAUGUCCGCGACGCCGCCCUGAUUGGAGCCGCGUCGGCCUUCGCCAGGCCACCCGCCAAACCUCAGCACCUCAGCAACACAUACACGGGCGGCGGCAAUGGGGCCCUCCUUGCUGCCACCAAAGUAGCGACAGCGGCCGGUUCUCCUGUGCAGAGAGAUUACACGGGCGGUAGCUCGCGGAGCGCCAGCCGUCCCCACCCCUCGCCCGGAUACGUCAGCAGCUCGAGCUCCCUGGGCGUGCCGGACACCCACGUCGACCGCGCACCGUCGCCGUCGCACACCGCGGCCAAGCUGGCGGCUGCGCGCCUCAGCCCUCGACGGCCCGCCAAGGCUCCCGCCAUGGUGAGCGAGCGGGACGCCAACGAGCGCGAUGUGCUGCCGCCCUCGGGCAGCGUGGGCAGCGUGCUGGCCCGCCUGGAGCAGCAGCGAGCUGUGCAGCAGCCACGCGGCAGGAGGGGCAGCACCGGUUCACCAUCUGUCGCCGAUGCAGCCAGUGCAGCGCCGCGCGACAAGCCCACCGACGACACCCCGAUCCCGCCCACCAACUCCCUGGUCAAGAUGUUCGAGCAGAACCGCCCAGUCACCCCAACGCCUGCUGCUCCAUCUAUCGUGAAGAACUCCGUGCCCCCCGUCAAGUCGCCCAAGCCCCGCCGCAAUUUCACACUGCCGCCUGAACCGGUUGAUGACGCUCCGCUUGCCAAGGCCAGGACGAGCAGCCCGCCACCCGUACCCAAGACAAAGCCCUCGGUCGACAGUCAACGGUUGCAGUUCACUGACGGUACGCGCGACGCCCCUCGCUCCGUCAUGCCCCAGUCGCAGAAUGCUCCAUUGAAGUCUCCGCCCAUCAAGCAGAAGCCAAUACAGCUGGCCGCGCUCAACACCAAGGCCAUCUCCGGACCUGCGGCAUCUGGCCAGGGGCGCCCGAAAUCGCAAGAAUUCAAGCGCUCAGCAUCCUUCCGACGACUGUCGACAUCGGUGGAGAGCAAUGCCCCGUCUUCGCCCGCGUCCUUCAAGUCGGCUCAGGAAGAACAAGAAGAGGGUGAGAACAUCAAGCUGGCCCUCACACCUCCAAUCGAGGACGAAGGCAAAGAAAAGCCCGCCCUUCCUCCGCCAAGGCGAUCCAACACCCGCAAGGCCGAGUCCGUCCCUGCUGAUGCCAAACUGCUGAAGCCCUCACUGCCACCCCCUCGACGGACAACGAAAAGCUCCUCGCCCCUCCCCCCAACAGACCGCCUCCUACCACCCGAACACUUCUCGCCCCCCAGACCGUCCUCUGCCACCGGCUCUGUCUACCACAAGCCCUACCAGCGCGAAUCCGUCAAAGCCAUCACCAAGCACAUGACCGGCGAAUCCCUCUCCAGCGCCAUAAUGGGCGCCGCGCUCGCCUCCUCACGCAACUCGUCCCCCAACCCCGCACCCCAGGACCUCUUAUACCCCCGCAAACCCCCACACCACCACCACACGCCCUUCCAUCGCUCGCCCUCACCCCCGAAAUCCCAACCGCCCAAACAUGCCCCCGGCAAACUACGCACCACAAUGCGCAAAGAUCCCUCGCCCCCCUCGUCCUCGGACUCCGAAAACGACUUUAAAGGCAAAGGCAACCGCCGCCUCGGCCUCAAAGUGCGCAAACACCCCAACAAGCACCACGAAGGCGAGCGCAAGCGCUGGCGCGACCAGAUCUCCGAGCGCGAGCGCCGCCGCUACGAGGGCGUGUGGGCCGCCAACAAGGGCCUGCUGCUGCCGCCUCCCUCUAAUACCGCAACACCAGAAGACGACCCCGCGCAGGACGUCCACGGCCUCGCCGUCCGCGAGAUCUGGACACGCAGUCGGCUGCCCACGCACGUGCUCGAGGAGGUCUGGGCGCUGGUCGAUGGGCGCGAGGUUGGUCGGCUCGCUCGCGGGGAGUUUGUGGUUGGGCUGUGGUUGGUGGAUCAAAGGCUUAAGGGGAGGAAGUUGCCGACGCGGGUUAGUGAGAGUGUGUGGGCUAGUGCGCGGGGGGUGGGGAUUAAGGUCAAGGUCAGGGGGUGA
Molecule: messenger RNA, 2206 nt
Organism: Boeremia exigua
Lineage: Eukaryota; Fungi; Ascomycota; Dothideomycetes; Pleosporales; Didymellaceae
Exons: 1
Coding region: 119-2206 (695 amino acids)
Molecular function (GO): protein binding
Source: RefSeq, a predicted model, not a curated record